AUGCCAAUUUCACAGGAUGAGGGGGAAUAUCGGAAUGAUAGACCUGGCGUCUUUUUUUCACAAGGAAGUACAGGUAGAUAUACGCCGCGUGCAAUAUUAAUUGAUUUAGAACCAAGAGUUAUUAACAGCAUUAGGAAUAAGACCAAUGAUUCACUUUUCGAUCCGAAAAACUGCUAUGUGUCUUCAGAGGGUGGCGGUGCUGCAAAUAGAUGGGCCGAAGGAUAUAUGAACGCCGUACAUAACAAAGAGGAGGUUCUGGAUAUGAUAAAUAGACAGCUUGAUGGCUGUGACAAUUGUGAAGGAUUUCAGCUAUUACACUCCGUUGCCGGUGGAACUGGAUCUGGUUUUGGUUCCUUUUUGUUGGAAGAAUUGAGCGAUAACUUUCCGAAGAAAUUGGUGCAAACUUAUUCCGUAUUUGGAGCAUCCGAAGUGGUGGUGCAACCAUACAACACCGUUCUAACGUUGAAAAGAUUGAUCGAACAAACAGAUGCAAACAUAAUUGUGGAUAACCAAUCUUUGAUGUCAAUUGCUUCAAAGAGCUUACAGCUUUUAAGUCCCUCAUUCAAAGAUGCAAAUAAACUCAUAUCUACAGUCAUGUCUGCGGCAACCAACACGCUUCGUUUCCCGGGAUAUUCAUACAACAAUCUCACAAGUAUUCUUUCCACACUCGUACCGACACCUGACUUACAUUUUCUUGUGCCAAGUUAUACACCUUUCUUACCUGAUGACUUGAGCAGAGCCGUUGCCAAGAAAAUACGCAGCAGUACAGCUUAUGACGUAAUAUUAGAGGUUUUGGAUAAGAAGCUAAGAAUGUGCUCGAACAGCACAAAUGCGGGUACAAACAUUUCUGUGUUUGAUAUCAUACUGGGGCAGAGAAAUACGAUAGCAAGCCAGGCAGAAUCUAUACAACGUGCUUUAAUGAAAGCAAAGGAUCGGAUUAACUUUGCCCCAUGGAGCUCAUCAGCAAUUCAUGUGGCAUUUGGCUCAAAACCUGGCGUUGAUGCAGGGAAGUCAUCCGUUCAGGAGGAUUCUAUGAGUGGUCUAAUGCUUGCAAAUUCAACUUCGGUGGUUCCUUUAUUGGUGAAAAUUGCCAACCAGUACGACCAACUUAUGAGAAGAAGUGCAUUUUUAAACAAAUACGUGAACAGUGACUACGAUACAGAGAUUGGUGAUAUAAUGGCAGAAUUUUCUGAUAGUCGAGAAGUACUUCAAGAACAAAUGGACGAAUACUCAAGAAGUGAAACAAUUGAAUACAUCCAAGAGUCGGGCGAUGAGGACAUCGAGGAGAAUGCAAAGGAUGACAGUACAGCCAAUAAUAAAAUUCCUUCAGAAAGUGAGAAACAAGCGCCAAUCACUAAUGAUCCAGAUACCAGCAACGUAAGCAAUCAUAGUAAUACGGAAGAUGCCAACGAGAAUGUUGCUGAUGAAACCGGUCAGGGAGAAAAGGAAGAUGUGGAUAUGCAAUGA
Messenger RNA from Brettanomyces bruxellensis, 1467 nucleotides. RefSeq lists its product as uncharacterized. Gene Ontology annotation, cellular component: microtubule; nucleus; gamma-tubulin complex. Gene Ontology annotation, molecular function: structural constituent of cytoskeleton; GTP binding. NCBI's taxonomy places the organism in Eukaryota, Fungi, Ascomycota, Pichiomycetes, Pichiales, Pichiaceae. Bases 1 to 1467 code for a protein of 488 amino acids. Gene Ontology annotation, biological process: mitotic cell cycle; cytoplasmic microtubule organization; microtubule nucleation. The transcript has a single exon. The record is from RefSeq and is a predicted model, not a curated record.